AUGUCUGACAACCGCCGGGACGUCUCAUUCCAAGCUUUUGAUGGAGUUGCCCUUAAAGGCUGGUUUUUCCCGGCUACUUCAGAAAAAGGUCCAUGUAUUAUUAUGACUCAUGGGGUCACAGCUCUCAAAGAGCACUUUAUUGAUGGAAUGGCCCUGGAUUUCCAAAAAGCAGGAUUCAAUGUUUUACUCUAUGACAAUCGUGGAUUUGGAGAAAGCGGCGGUCGCAGAUAUGACGCAGACCCUGUCAAAGCACAAGAUGACUACAUUGAUGCCUUUGACUAUGCCACAUCUAUUGCAGAGGUUGAUCCUGAGAGAAUUGUCUUUUGGGGGCCUAGUCUUGCUGGAGGAGUUGCCAUAUCCGCUGCGGCAAUUGACCGCCGAGUCAAGGCUGUUAUUGGCCUCGUGCCCUAUGUAUCGGGAGAGCUUUUAAUGGGGACUGGUCAACCACUUCUUGAUAUGGCCGAACGAGAUCGUGCCAUAAUCCGUAAAGGAGAAGAAUGGCCCCUCUCCCGCGUCGUUGCCUCCACUAUUGAAGAGGCUGAGGCUGGAAGUGCGCCGGUAUUGCUGCGAGAUACGACCAGCUUCCGCUUCUUCCAAGACGCAACUGCGCAAGGUGGUAACUGGGAAAAUAAAAUCACCACGAUUUCCCUUUUCCGAUUCCUUCGAUUUGAGCCAAUUAGGUAUAUCCAUCGGAUCGCUCCUACACCCCUCUUGAUGGUUGUGGGGGAAAAGGAUGAGGGUUUGUUCUCGCCUCAAUUGCAGGCAUUUGGACUUGCGCAGGGACCAAAAGAGAUUCAUAUAUUGAAAGGUGGUAAUCAUUUCAACCAUUACCAUGGGGAACUACGCGAAGAGAGUCUUGCAGUUCAGAUUGAGUUCUUGAAAAAAUAUGUGUAG
Molecule: messenger RNA, 894 nt
Organism: Trichoderma aggressivum f. europaeum
Lineage: Eukaryota; Fungi; Ascomycota; Sordariomycetes; Hypocreales; Hypocreaceae
Exons: 2
Coding region: 1-894 (297 amino acids)
Source: RefSeq, a predicted model, not a curated record